This is a messenger RNA of Vigna unguiculata (cowpea), 1404 nucleotides long. RefSeq lists its product as uncharacterized. NCBI's taxonomy places the organism in Eukaryota, Viridiplantae, Streptophyta, Magnoliopsida, Fabales, Fabaceae. The record is from RefSeq and is a predicted model, not a curated record. Gene Ontology annotation, molecular function: nucleic acid binding; zinc ion binding.
AUGCAGCCCAUAGCAGCGCCACCCAAAGAUGUAGUGGCACCUACCAGGCCUAUAUCUAUGGAGGAUUUCAUGAAACACCGGUCGGCCAAGUUCUCUGGUAAGGUCACUCCUGAUGAGGCAGAUGCUUGGAUGCAGGAGUGUGAGAAGAUCUGUCGGGUGUUGGAAUGCAAGGAUGAGCAGAAGUUGUUGUUUGUCACAUUUCUCCUCGUGGCAGACGCGGAGUACUGGUGGCAGGGGAUGCAGCAGUUGAUGCAGACCCGUGAGGAGCAAGUGACCUGGGCUACCUUCAGGACGAGGUUCUUGGAGAAAUAUUUACCGGACAGUGCGAGGCAUGAGCGGGAAGUAGAGUUCCUCACGUUGCAGCAGGGAACCAUGAUUGUGGAGGCAUACAUUGAGAGAAUCAAAGAGUUCCCAGUUUUGGUCGAGCAGGCCAAAAUAGUUGAGCAGCUGGAGAUGGGGCCCAACCGAGCAGCACGGCCACAGAAGGCUGUGACAGACACUCGUCAGCAGAAGAAACCUUAUAGCAGGCCACCGACUACCUUUAGGAGGCUACAGUGCUAUAAUUGUGGCGGGGAGCACUUGAGGAGAGAUUGUACGAGACCUGCCAGUAGUACAGGUGGAGGCAGUAGCACUGCUGGAGGUGCGCCAACUAAGAAACCUCUAGGAGAUCGGCCCAGAGCACCAAGGCGUGUGUUCGCCUUAACGACUACAGAGGCAACCCAAUCAGGUAAUUUAUUAAAGUUCAUCUGUUUGUUGUGUGACCACGAGGUGGUGGUGUUCUUUGACUCGGGGGCCACUCAUUCAUUCGUGUCUAAUGAAUGCGUGGGGAGGCUCGGACUUGCUAUGCGAGAGCUGGAAUGCGAAUUGAUAGUCGCUACGCCAGCAUCUAGAGAGGUAUCCACCACUUCUAUGUGCGUGGGGUGUCCUAUAGAGGUGGCAGGCCGCAGGUUCACUCUGAAUCUUAUUUGCCUGCCGAUGGAGGGUCUGGAUGUGAUUCUAGGCCUGGACUGGUUGUCGAGCAACCAUGUUGUCAUUGAUUGUGGACGACGUAGGGUAGUGUUUCCGGAUACAGUGGGGUUGGAAGUUAUCUCGUCUAAUCAGGCAGUAAGGGAGAUUGAGGCUGGGGCUACAUGCUAUGUGAUAGUGGCUCAUGCGGAGAAGAUGAGUACAACAGAGAAAAUCAGCAGGAUUCCGAUAGUGGAGGAAUACGCAGAUGUAUUUCUGGAUGAGAUUCCAGAGUUGCCACCUAGCAGGGAUGUGGAUUUUUCCAUUGAUCUCAUCCAUGGCACUGGGCCAGUUUCUAUGGCACCGUACAGGAUGGCGCCUGCUGAGUUAGCCGAACUAAAGAAAGAGAUCGAGGAUCUACUUGAGAAGAAGUUCAUCCGACCGAGUGCAUCACCGUAG